UCUGUAGAAGACACUGUUAAAACUAACACAAAAAUGAGGAUUCUCAUCUGCUUCCUGUUGUUUUGCUUAGUUGGUACAUUGGUGUGUGAGUAUUCAGAGAAGAAGCAUGAAAAGGAAAAAGGAAGAAGAGUAAAAAGAUUUGCUAUCACUCUUCUUUUGGGAACUGCUCUUACUACCGGCGCCUCGCUAAUCGGAACCACAGUUACCGGAUUAAAAUCAUCUUCCUACCGUGUAUCUGUCUCUGGUUCAGUUGAGAAUUACAGCAAAUGGACAUUGAAACUCCAAACAUGUGAGAUUAAGUCAGGUUACAUGAACACACCUCUUCGAACCAUUGUUCCUGGUUACAGAGAAGGAUUUGCCAGUCACAAAACAAGUAAUACGGCAACAGGCUCCUACGUAAGAUGCACAUUUGACCCACUAAAUGGAGACUUGAUCCAUAUCAUGUAUUCUGCUCCGUAUUCAUUUGAUUUUCAUGCAAAUUGGCUAGGGUUUGCCAUUUGCCCAAAAAGUAGCUCGGAAUGUCGAUCAAUAACGGCUGACAAAAUGUACUACGAGAAGACAAGUUAUGCCAAAUUGAAAAAGUUUGCUCGGAGUAUUAGUCAACUACGUACUUGUGGCACUCACUUCUGCAUGACAGGAACGAUGGGAACCAGCCACAAACCAGAGUUGGAUAUCAGAGUCUAUCCAACAGAUUAUGAAAGGCUUUCUACAGCUGUGAAGAAAUCAUCUGCAAAAAACAGAUGGAGCAAAGGCGAUUACGAAACCUUUGUUAACAGCAUGUAAAAUCUGUAAAAAAUAUUACGUUGACUGAACUGUUUGUUUUUAUUCAUUUUUGACCCAGUUAGACCUGCACGUUUUGUCUCAUAAAUCCUUCUAAGGAUUGAGGUGCACACAGUGCUUUAGAUGUACCAUUAUCAAAAAUAAACUGGACUAAAAUGGUAAUUGGAACUAAUCUAAGUGCCAACUUUCAGAGGACU
This is a messenger RNA of Hydractinia symbiolongicarpus, 977 nucleotides long. Its product is annotated as tereporin-Ca1-like. Bases 34 to 783 code for a protein of 249 amino acids. The record is from RefSeq and is a predicted model, not a curated record. The transcript has 2 exons. NCBI's taxonomy places the organism in Eukaryota, Metazoa, Cnidaria, Hydrozoa, Anthoathecata, Hydractiniidae.